AUGAAGCAUCAGCAAGUUAAUGUGGAUUAUUGGGCAAUGGGGAAAGCUAUGCUGGUGUACGCAGCAAUGACAGCGGUGGGCUGGCUUAUUUUACGUACUUUUAAUACGUUUUUCAUGCUGCCUAGAAGAAUGAGGACACAGCAGGAGAACAUUCAAAAAACGUUGCAAGAGAUGCAGAGGCGAUUCCCGGAUCUAAACAUCACCGAAGAAGACUUGAAAAACGCAGAAAAAGAGUUAGACGAACUAAUCAAAGAUGACGGACAGAAGAAUAAGGCUGAAAGCGACUCGACAGAAGAAAUGCCUGCAAUCGAACAAACAAAGAAGACUAUUUAAAAAUUUAUCGUAACAAUUAAUUUUUAAAAUCAAUAUUCGUUCUCACCUUGUACAAGUAAUCGAUAAGCAAUUACUCAAUACGCGAUGCGUCUUACAUUAAUUACGAUAUUUUUUCUUUAUUA
Bombyx mandarina (wild silkworm) is the source of this 455-nucleotide messenger RNA. RefSeq lists its product as uncharacterized. The record is from RefSeq and is a predicted model, not a curated record. NCBI's taxonomy places the organism in Eukaryota, Metazoa, Arthropoda, Insecta, Lepidoptera, Bombycidae.